Messenger RNA from Leptinotarsa decemlineata (Colorado potato beetle), 1174 nucleotides. Its product is annotated as fatty acyl-CoA reductase wat. Gene Ontology annotation, biological process: long-chain fatty-acyl-CoA metabolic process. Lineage: Eukaryota; Metazoa; Arthropoda; Insecta; Coleoptera; Chrysomelidae. Gene Ontology annotation, molecular function: alcohol-forming very long-chain fatty acyl-CoA reductase (NADP+) activity. The record is from RefSeq and is a predicted model, not a curated record. Gene Ontology annotation, cellular component: peroxisome.
AGCUUGAAAACAUUUGUUUACAUCUCAUCAGUUCAUUCAAAUUUCCCACAAUAUGAAAUCCAUGAAAAAUUUUAUGACUUGACAGGUGGAAAACUCGUUGAAAUUCUUGAAUUUUCUAAUGACCAAAUAUUGGAAGAACGGGCAUCUGAGUUAUUACAAGGUUGGCCAAAUGCGGUAGCUUAUACAAUGAAUGUAGCAGAGGAUAUUAUAAAGAGACAUGGAAAAAGUCUUCCUUUGUGUGUUAUCAGACCAUCGCUGAUGGUAUCCUCUGCCGAAGAACCAGUCACAGGCUAUAUUGAAGGUACAUCUGGCUUGCAAGGAGCUACCGUAUCAUAUGCCUUGGGUAUCAACAGGGUUAACUAUUAUGAAAAUGGAACUUUGGAUAUUGUACCAGUUGACUAUGUAGUGAGCCUCGUCGUUGCUGCUGGGUGGUAUACCGGUUUACAAAAUAUAAGAAUGGGAAAAGGAGAAUCUUCCACAACUGAACCUCCUAUUUAUCAUUGCAUCAGUUCUCAGGAGAAACCCGUAACUACUGAUGAAUGGAUGGGGGUCACCGAAACAGAGUGCAAAGAGGUUCCGAGUGUGAAAAUGUGUCAGUUGCCAAUGUCAUUUCAAACUGCUUGUUACCAAAACUACAUGCUAUUAACUUUUCUGCUUCACACUUGUAUGGCUUUCUUAUGUGAUAUUUGUCUGAAGUUUGUUGGAAAAAAACCAGUAAUCAUGGAUAUUUACAAAAAACUUCACAAAGAUCAAGAAAAUUUCAGACCGUACCUCUUACGCCAAUGGUACUUUUCAAACGACAACACUCAGAAGCUUUUGAAGAGAAUGUCGUUCAAAGACAGGGAAUUAUUCAAUUUCGAUAUUUUGACUCUGAACUGGCAGGCUUACUUCGUUAAUUAUGUCAGAGGGGUACGUGUUUAUCUUCUCAAAGAUCCAUUGUCGACUGUUACUGAGGGAAAGAAGAAACAGGAAAAGAAAUUCAUGGUGCAAGUGAUUACAGCUUCUUUUAUAUGUGUGGCUUUGUAUAUUAUCGGUAAAAUUUUGUUGUAUAAAGUUAUUUUCAAACUAUUCAGGAAAUAUUGAUAUUUGGCACUUUCGAAAUAGCUACUGUGCGUAAUGAUCAGUAAAAAUAUUGUUGAUACACUUCAAUUUACUUUCAAUAAAAAUAUGGAAU